Molecule: messenger RNA, 1483 nt
Organism: Hibiscus syriacus
Lineage: Eukaryota; Viridiplantae; Streptophyta; Magnoliopsida; Malvales; Malvaceae
Product: putative receptor-like protein kinase At1g72540
Exons: 5
Coding region: 26-1378 (450 amino acids)
Biological process (GO): protein phosphorylation
Molecular function (GO): protein kinase activity; ATP binding
Source: RefSeq, a predicted model, not a curated record
UAAAAGAGAGAACUUUCAAUGAACAAUGGCUCUCAAAAGGUAUUUGUCAUUGAAAAACAUAAUCCCAAGCUGCAUCAAACCCCAAUCUUCGGGUCCAAAAGUUCAUGCUUCAAAACAGAGUCUAAGCCAAAGAUUAUCACUCAAUGAGUUUAGCCACCCAGGGUCUUCAUUAUCAUUGAGUGAUCUCUCAAACUCUCUCAUCGGCGUCUACAUCUUCACCCUCAAGGAGCUUGAACUGAUAACUCACAACUUCUCCAAGUGUAAUUUUCUCGGUGAAGGUGGGUUCGGACCUGUUUACAAAGGGUUCAUUGAUGACAACCUCAGGCCUGGGUUAAAAGCUCAGUCUGUUGCGGUCAAGGUGCUUGAUUUGGAUGGCACUCAAGGGCACAGGGAAUGGCUGGCUGAAGUUGUCUUUUUGGGGCAAUUGAAGCACCCUCACCUGGUGAACUUGAUUGGGUAUUGCUAUGAAGAUGAACAUAGGCUUCUGGUUUAUGAAUACAUGGAAAGAGGCAAUUUGGAGAACCAGUUGUUUAAAAGGUAUGGUCCGCCCUUGCCUUGGCUUACAAGAUUGAAAAUUGCUCUUGGAACUGCAAAAGGGCUGGCUUUUCUACAUGAAGAACAGAAGCCUGUGAUUUACAGGGAUUUCAAAACAUCAAACAUCUUAUUAGACUUUGCUUAUAAUGCGAAGGUCUCGGAUUUUGGAUUGGCGACCGACGGUCCAGAAGGCCAAAAAUCUCAUGUUACAACUGCAGUCAUGGGCACGGAAGGUUAUGCUGCUCCUGAAUACAUCUCCACCGGGCAUUUGACGACUAUGAGCGAUGUGUUCAGUUUCGGAGUGGUGCUGUUAGAAUUGUUGACGGGUCGGAAAUCGGUCGAUAAGACUCGACCUGGUCGAGAAAAGAACCUCGUGGAAUGGGCAAGGCCUAUUUUGAAGGACCCUUACAAACUUGAUGCAAUAAUGGACCCUAGACUUGAAGGACAGUACUCAACCGAAGGGGUUAAGAAGGCUGCUGUAUUGGCUUAUCAGUGUCUAAGCAACCACCCCAAGUCUAGACCAACAAUGAGCAAUGUAGUCAAGGCUUUAGAGCCUCUCAUCGACUUAACCGACAUCAUGACCGGACCCUUUGUGUACGUAGUUACGACCGACGGUAAUAGCGCGACCGUCGUUCAGAAGAUCGAACGAGAGAAAAAGCGAUGUGAUGAGUUACGAAUGGUGAAAAAGGACAGUGAGAAGGAAGAAAAGGAGAAAAGACGACUGGCACGCCGAGAAGCUCGACGAAAUCAUGUUCGGGUUAAGCCAUCGAGGUCUCGGGUUGUCUAUUCGGACACUGAUUUGUACAAGGCUUUAGGUUCUAGUUUGUACACUCCCAAGCACUAGAGACAAUCAUUUCAAACAUACUUAUCAGACGCUCAUACUUUGUACAUUUGAAGUUUAUUGUCUAUUUUUUUUAAUUUAAAUUUUUAUAUUUCUUGUCUAUUCGUG